Molecule: messenger RNA, 1293 nt
Organism: Molossus molossus (Pallas's mastiff bat)
Lineage: Eukaryota; Metazoa; Chordata; Mammalia; Chiroptera; Molossidae
Product: protein FAM50A-like
Exons: 1
Coding region: 1-1020 (339 amino acids)
Biological process (GO): chromatin organization
Cellular component (GO): nucleus
Source: RefSeq, a predicted model, not a curated record
AUGGCUCAGUACAAGGGCGCCGCGAGCGAGGCGGGCCGCGCCAUGCACCUGAUGAAGAAGCGGGAGAAGCAACGUGAGCAAAUGGAGCAGAUGAAGCAGCGGAUCGCUGAGGAGAACAUAAUGAAAUCCAACAUUGACAAGAAGUUUUCUGCACACUACGAUGCCGUAGAGGCGGAGCUCAAGUCCAGCACGGUGGGACUUGUGACCCUGAAUGACAUGAAGGCCAAGCAGGAGGCACUGGUGAAGGAACGGGAGAAGCAACUGGCCAAGAAGGAGCAGUCAAAGGAGUUGCAGCUGAAACUGGAGAGACUUCGAGAGAAGGAGCGCAAGAAGGAGGCCAAGCGGAAGAUCUCCUGCCUGUCCUUCACUGUGGGUGAAGAGGAGGAGGUGGGCGAGGAGCAGGAGGAGAUGGCCAUGUAUGAGGAGGAACUGGAAAGGGAAGAGAUCACCACGAAGAAGAGGAAAUUGGGGAAGAACCCUGAUGUGGACACAAGCUUUUUGCCCGACCGCGACCGCGAGGAGGAGGAGAAUCGGCUCCGGGAAGAGCUGAGGCAAGAAUGGGAAGCCAAGCAGGAGAAGAUCAAAAGCGAGGAGAUUGAAAUCACCUUCAGUUACUGGGAUGGCUCCGGGCACCGGCGGACAGUCAAGAUGAAAAAAGGCAACACCAUGCAGCAGUUCCUGCAGAAAGCGCUCGAGAUCUUGCGCAAAGACUUCAGUGAGCUCAGGUCAGCAGGGGUGGAGCAGCUCAUGUACAUCAAGGAGGACCUAAUCAUACCCCACCACCACAGCUUCUACGAUUUCAUUGUCACCAAGGCACGAGGGAAGAGUGGACCACUCUUUAAUUUCGAUGUCCAUGAUGAUGUGCGGCUGCUCAGUGACGCCACUGUGGAGAAGGACGAGUCACACGCAGGCAAGGUGGUGCUAAGGAGCUGGUACGAGAAGAACAAGCACAUCUUCCCCGCCAGCCGCUGGGAACCCUACGACCCCGAGAAGAAGUGGGACAAGUAUACGAUCCGGUGAAUGCAGAGGUGGACCAGGCUUGCUCACCCUGUUCCUUCCAGUCUACCCACUCCUCCAAUCUGCAGGAUUCCAGACGCCCGGCUUCACCCCUGUUGUGAUGUGACUGAUCAUCCCCUGCCCCUGAUGCUGUCCUUUACUAAAGAAAUGGACAUGUUAGCCUGGCAGGUGUGACUCAGUUGGUUGAGUAUCCUCCCCUGUACCAGGUUGGAUUCCCCCUGGGAGCACAUGCCCAGGUUGUGGGCUUGAACACCAGUAGGGGGUGUGCAGGAGGUA